Molecule: messenger RNA, 591 nt
Organism: Emiliania huxleyi CCMP1516
Lineage: Eukaryota; Haptophyta; Isochrysidales; Noelaerhabdaceae
Exons: 2
Coding region: 1-591 (196 amino acids)
Source: RefSeq, a predicted model, not a curated record
AUGUCCACCGGCUGCUGCAACGAGGAGCAGCAGUACUUCCUGGUCACCAUAUUUGCGUACUCUGGCGCCGUCCUCCUGCUCUGGCGCGCCCUCGUCUUCAAGCCGUUCAAGCUCUUUGCGGUUGCUCUGCACGAGUUUUGCCACGCGGCGGCAGCCGCUGCGCUCUGCAAUCGCGUGACCGGCAUCGAGGUCUCCUGGGACGAGGGCGGGCUCGCCUCGUACAAGAUCCCGACGAACCGGGUGCGGUGCGUACGUGCUUUCGUUCUGCCCGCCGGCUACGUCGGGUCGACGUGCUCGGGCUGCGUGCUUGUCAUUGCCAGCGCCUUCACGGUGGGGUCGCAGGUGUGCGGCAUCCUGCUGGCCGCCGCGUGCGCCAUCAUCGCCGUGUACGCCGCCUUUGGCCGUGCUGCCUCGACAAAGGAGCGCGUCCUUCUCUUUGGCGUGAGAGGCGAGACCGACUUUGAUGCGGCGACCUGGCCACUCGAGCUGUUCCUGCUGCUGGUCGGGACGGUCAACAUGAUCUACUGCACGUAUGACAUAUACGAUGACACCGUCCGGCGCAAGGUGGCGAGAUUACCCGAGAUGCACUGA